GAUGAAUUUCAAAGAUAUAUGAGGAAGAAGGUAAUCUGCCUCAACUUAUCCACACUGAAGAUUCCUAUAAGCAGGAACCCAGAAGAGCCCCUGGUGGCUGACCGCCACUCUGUCAUAAAUCAAGCUGUAUCGAAGCCAGAAUUAAAACUGAGAUAUAUCCAAGUGCAGAAAAUCAGAUACAUUUGGGACAACUUGGAGAAGCGGUUUCGGAAAGUCGGGUCACUGGAAGACAGCAACUCCUGCCAUGACAUCCAUCAUACAUUUGGACUGGGUCUGACCAGUGAGGAGCAAGAGGUCAG
Messenger RNA from Ceratotherium simum simum (southern white rhinoceros), 299 nucleotides. The record is from RefSeq and is a predicted model, not a curated record. Lineage: Eukaryota; Metazoa; Chordata; Mammalia; Perissodactyla; Rhinocerotidae.